Messenger RNA from Rubroshorea leprosula, 657 nucleotides. NCBI's taxonomy places the organism in Eukaryota, Viridiplantae, Streptophyta, Magnoliopsida, Malvales, Dipterocarpaceae. The record is from the annotation of a GenBank genome assembly.
AUACGGAGCAAAAUAUUUGCGACCAUGUUGUUUCUGGACUCAUACGGUGGGUAUAUGGUUGCAUUUGCUGGUCGAAAAUAUGCUGCGAGGUCCCCACCUACUUUUGUUGCAAACAGUACAUAUCCUGUAACAAGCUUUACCCUUGCAAGGGAUUUACCAGAAGCUGGCAGGCUGCAAAACUUGUACUGGAAAAGAGAUGGCUGUGCUAAAUGUGCAGGGAACUCUGGUUUUGUAUGUCUCAACAACCAAGACUGUUCCAUCAAGACAUCCGGCUGCAAAAAUCAAAAUGGAAGUGUAGAUUGUAGCCUUGGGAUACAAUUAGCAUUCUUUGGCACAGAUAAGCACCUUUCAGUUAUGAACUCAUGGUAUGAAGUGGAGAACCUUCGACAGUACUCCCUGUAUGGUCUUUAUUCAAAUCUAAAGAAUUCCCUCACUGGUGAGUAUAGCAAGAUCUUCUAAUUGUGCUUCUCUUGGUUGAUUUUUUGCUACUGGUAUGUUGUAAUUCUUUUUCACUUUCUGCCUUUCUUCAUUUUAUAUCUACUUCUGUCUUUCUCUCUUUUUCCUUGAGAUGCUUCUCCUUGCAGUUAUGGUGUUAAAAGAUUUGUGGCGUGUGUAUUAUGUACAAUUUGAGAUUAUGAAUAGAGAUAUGGUCAUACA